Molecule: messenger RNA, 1172 nt
Organism: Nematolebias whitei (Rio pearlfish)
Lineage: Eukaryota; Metazoa; Chordata; Actinopteri; Cyprinodontiformes; Rivulidae
Product: transmembrane protein 255B
Exons: 9
Coding region: 1-1059 (352 amino acids)
Source: RefSeq, a predicted model, not a curated record
AUGCAGCAGCCUGAAACAGCACAGACAGCUCAGCAAACCAUCACAGAAACUCUGGACUCAGCAGCUAUGUACAAGCGCCGGGGGAAAACAGCUCUCUGGAUGACCAUCUCCCUGUUGUUUCUGGCUCUGGUGAUCCUGACCAUCGGUCUGAUCGCUACCACUCGUACCACCAACGUGCCCGUCUCUGGAUAUUAUCCUGGCAUCGCACUCAGUUUUGGAGCGUUCCUGGGGAUCGUUGGCAUCCACCUGGUGGAGAACCGCAGACCCAUGUUGGUGGCAGCGAUAAUCGUCAUCAGUAUCGGGAUCAUCGCGUCGUUCAUCUGCGCCAUUAUUGACGGGAUCAUCGCUUCUGAGUUCAUAGACAUACGGCCUGUGGAGGAGGACAUGUGUGACUUUUACAGCAGUGGAGCAGGAUAUGCAUAUAACAGCUACUUCACUGAGGUGACGUGCAACUCUUACAACAAAGCCUGCAAGCUGAACAUGAAGCGCAACACCUGCUACUGCUGCUACCUGUACAACUGUGAGAGCACUGAGUACCACCCUUACUACUACCAGUUCACUGGGGUCAACAGCUGCUGGGAUGUGAUCCACCUGUACCGGCUGCUCUGGGCCUCCGUGGUGCUGAACGUGAUCGGCCUGUUCAUGGGCAUCAUCGACGCCGCCAUCCUCGGAGCGUACAAGGACGUGCGGAAACCGUCUCCACCGGUGGUUUCCAGUCCGGCGCCGCAGCCCCACAUCCUUUACAACCCGACCCAGCACAUGAUUAGCUACUCCGGGUUCUGUCCUGUGGGUCCAACUCUGCCCGCCUACCCAAACUACCCCAUACCAAUGCAGCACACCAACAGCUACCAGCCACCAGCAGCUUCCCAGGUGAUCCCCGAAGGCGGCUCCGGCUCCUCUGAGGAGAACCAGAACCAGCAGCCCGCUCAGGUUCCCACUCAGCCACAGCCUCAGGGGACCACCCAGGACCCGGGAGUCUACGGACUGACCCCCAAUGCUCCUGCCCUCUACGGAUCCGCAUUCGGUGCCUUUGAGAAACCUCCACCAUACGCCUGCUGAGCGCGCGCGCACACACACACACACACACACACACACACAGUGAAACAAAAGACUUGUGUGGAGAAAAAAACAACCAACUCUAUAUCUUUUUGUCUCGUGGGUUUUAACCGGUC